UAUAGUGCGGAUACUCUUUCUCUUGCCGUGGCUCGUGUUUUGCUGAGUGAACUCAUCCCUGGAGAUGGAGUACGGAGGCGGAGCUCCUGUCCCUUCAAUGUCGCAGUGGCUGCACGCCGCUCUGUCAGACAUCGAAGCGAAGACGCUAUAUAUGCUGAAUCUCAUACAAUGCGACUGGGAGACGUACCACGAGCGAGUCGAGAGGCACUACAGGAGGAGGCCGGAGCUCGCGGAGAUGCUGAAAUCCUGGCACAGAUCUUACUGCUAUUUGGCACAAAAGCAUGACGAGCUCUGGUCCCUUUACGUUCAAAUCACGACCGUUCAAGCCGAUUCUUACCCAGAAGACCCAGAUCUUACGGUUGAAACAGGCGAACUGGACCACCUUAAUUGCGCGACAGACGGGUCGCCGGGCACUGCUUUCCUCGAGUUCGCCGGAGAGACGAAAGAGAGGGAAGAGAUUGAGAACGGAGGCGAAGCUUCUGGCUCUUCAACGUUGCAGUGGCUGCACGCCACUCUUUCAGACAUCGACACGAAGAUGCAACGCAUGCUGAAUCUCAUAGAAGGCAACGGGGGGACGAUCCCGGAGAGAGCCGAGAGGUAUUACAGGAGGAGGUCGGAGUUUGCGGAGAUGCUGAAAGACUGGCACAGAUCUUACUGCUAUUCGGCACAAAAGCAUUACGAGCUCUGGUCGCGUUACGUUCAAGUCACGACCGUUCAAGCCAAGUGUUACCCAGAAGACCCAGAUCAUACGGUUGAAACAGGCGAACUGGACCACCUAAAUUGUGCGACAGACGGGUCGCCGGGCACUGCUUGCCAUGAGGUCACUGGAGAGACGAAAGAGAGGGAAGAGACAGAGAACAGAGGCGAAGCUUCUGGCUCUUCAAUGUCGCAGGAUCUACACGCCACUCUUUCAGACUGUGACGCGAAGAUGCAACACAUGCUGAAUCUCAUAGAAGGCGAGACGGAGACGUUCGCGGAGAGAGCCGAGAGGUACUACUGGAGGAGGCCGGGGCUCGCAGAGUUGCUGAAAGACUGGCGCAGAAAUUACUGUUAUUUGGCACAAAAGCAUGACGAGCUCUGGUCCCGUUACGUUCAAGUCAUGCCCUCAUCAUCCUCCAACGGAGCCCAACAUGCCGAUUCUUACCCAGAAGACCCAGAUCUUACGGUUGAAACAGGCGAACUGAACCACCUAAAUUGUGUGACAAACAGGUCGCCGAACACCGCUUGCCAUGAGGUCGCCGGAGAGACGGAAGAGAGGGAAGAGACAGACGAGAAAGGCAAAAUGACGAGCGAGCAACUCACGGAGAUGCUUAUGGCGAUGCGGCCCGCGGUUUUAAGGAGGGCGCGCGAGGUGUUGGUGGCCGAGCUUGUAAGUAGGAUCGAUGAGAAGAGCCAAAAAAUGAAGAGGCUUGUUUCCCUGAUCAAACGACUCAGGAAUGAGAACGCCAGGCUGAAGAACCGCUUAUCGGCCCGCGAGGUCGGCGCGCAGCGAGAGCAGGAGCCGGAGCCAGAGCCAGAGCCGGAGGAGUCUCGGCUUUCGAAGUUGAAAGGGUUCAUCCUCGAGAAAUUCUUUCCUUAGCGAACUCAGUCUUAGGAAAUACCAGUUAGGUCAAGAAUAGUCUUGAAGUUUGUUCAA
Syzygium oleosum is the source of this 1636-nucleotide messenger RNA. Its product is annotated as protein NETWORKED 1A-like. The coding region runs from base 65 to 1579 and encodes 504 amino acids. Gene Ontology annotation, cellular component: vacuolar membrane. The record is from RefSeq and is a predicted model, not a curated record. NCBI's taxonomy places the organism in Eukaryota, Viridiplantae, Streptophyta, Magnoliopsida, Myrtales, Myrtaceae. The transcript has 4 exons. Gene Ontology annotation, molecular function: actin binding.